Molecule: messenger RNA, 2314 nt
Organism: Megalops cyprinoides (Indo-Pacific tarpon)
Lineage: Eukaryota; Metazoa; Chordata; Actinopteri; Elopiformes; Megalopidae
Product: cytohesin-3-like
Exons: 14
Coding region: 114-1361 (415 amino acids)
Biological process (GO): regulation of ARF protein signal transduction
Molecular function (GO): guanyl-nucleotide exchange factor activity
Source: RefSeq, a predicted model, not a curated record
AGCAAUGUGCUCUCUGACAUUAAGAUAUCUUGCAUUUUAUUCUUCACUGAUUUGCCUUACGUUUUGUUAUCUGACAUUUUAAAAGGUUGAAGAAAUUCAAAUAACAAGCUCAAAUGACAGCAUAUUGCCGUAUAGGUGAGAUGGGCAGCCAAAGGAAAGAUAGCUUCCUAUGGGGAAAAAAAGAAGCUUCGGAAGAUCUCACACCAGCAGAGUUGCAGCAAAUAAAUAUCCUGAAAACACACAAGAAUGACCUGCUAGAUGACAUUCAGAAACUGAGGAUGGAGAUCGACAACGUCAUGUCAGAAAUACAGAACAUGGAGUCGGAAGAGGAAAACAAAGACAUUGUGAGGGGAAAGCAGUUCUUGUGUGGAAAGAAGAAGUUCAACAUGGACCCCAAAAAGGGUAUACAGUACUUGGUUGACAAUGACCUCUUAGAGUGGGAGCCUGAGGCUGUGGCGGAGUUCCUGUACAAAGAAGAAGGCCUCAACAAGACUGCGAUCGGGGACUUCCUAGGAGAGAGGGAAGACAUGCAUCUUCAGAUCCUGAAAGCCUUUGUGGAACUUCAUGAAUUUUCAGACCUUAACCUUGUACAGGCAUUAAGACAGUUCCUGUGGAGUUUCCGUCUCCCGGGAGAAGCGCAGAAAAUCGAUCGCAUGAUGGAGGCCUUCGCCACCCGCUACUGCAACUGCAACUCUGAUGUCUUCCAGUCCACAGAUACCUGCUACAUCCUGUCUUUCGCCAUCAUCAUGCUGAACACCAGCCUCCACAACCCCAACGUAAGGGACAAACCCACACUGGAGCGAUUCAGCAGUAUGAACAGAGGCAUCAACAAUGGCGGUGACCUGCCCGACGAGCUUCUCACAAAACUGUACGAGAGCAUAAGGAGCGAGCCGUUCAAAAUCCCAGAGGAUGAUGGGAAUGACCUCACUCACACCUUCUUCAACCCUGACCGAGAGGGCUGGCUGCUCAAACUGGGGGGCAGGGUGAAGACCUGGAAGAGGAGGUGGUUUAUUCUGACGGACAACUGCCUGUACUACUUUGAGUAUACCACAGACAAGGAGCCCAGAGGCAUCAUUCCACUUGAAAACCUGUGUGUACGGGAAGUGACGGACCAGCGCAAACCGUACUGCCUGGAGCUCUAUAACCCCAAUAGUAAAGGUCAGAAGAUCAAGGCCUGUAAGACAGAGACAGACGGCCGGGUGGUGGAGGGGAAGCACCAAUCUUACAAGAUCUCAGCAUCCUCAGCUGAGGAGCGAGAUGAUUGGAUAAAGUCCAUCAGAGCGAGUAUCACAAAGGACCCCUUCUAUGACCUGGUGUCGGUCCGUAAGAGGAAGGUUAUCAACCAGAUGUCCCAGCCCUGAGAGAUCAGCAGUCAGUCAGUGGACAGAGGACCAUGGGGGUGGGGGGGUCUCACAAAAGGCCUUCCAUGUGGAGGUGAGAUGGAGAACCCCUGCACUGUGAAGCACUUGCCUCCUCAUAAAACAAUGACUCUACUAAGGAGUAAGAGCAAAGCACAAGUACCUCCCUCUCUCAGCCUACGGACACUCUCCGUCAUGCAAAGCCUGGUUCCUGUUGCGUUGCUGAAGACAACACACAAAAGACCCAGCCAGGUGUGGGUUUAAGGAAAGCAACCUAGAAUCUGUUUCUAUGGCAUUGCAUCUGAGGUUGUUAAAGGUAUUGAGGCUCUGCAAUCAGAGCCUGAUAUCAGAACUUUUGCCAUUAAUAAGAGAAGACAGCCGGGGUGAACUUUUGCACUGCUGAGAGAAAACCUCAAAACUGACUUGAUCUAACCCUAUCAGUCUGCCCAGAAUGGACAACAAAAUUGAUAGCUCUGAUCAUUUUGUGAUAGUGAAAGUGGAAAGGACCAUAGUGCAAAAGAUUAUUGAAUUACUUGUUUGGGUUUUUUUGUGGAAAAGUAUGCUAGAUCCAUGUACUAACAUUGUAGCUUGUUCUUCAUCCCCUGAUUCAUUCUCAUGUAGAUUCUAUAGAAUGUUUUACCUUCAUUCUAUUCUUUUAGACUUGCUCUGUCUGGCCAUCACUCUUGUGAGCAUUAAAGUAUCAUGUGGCUUUCAUAGGUUCAUAUUCUCACGGUGAAUGUGAAUGGAUGGUUGAUUAGCUAGAAAGGAAAAGGAGAAGUUUCUCACAGAACAGCUGUGACAAAGCAUCUAUUUUCAGAGCCCGACCAUUUCAGCUUGUUCUCACUUCCACCCUGUUCUGGAGGUUAAGGGUCCUGCUCACUGUUCAGCAGGGCACGUACUCAAAAGACCUCACUCACACACAUACACACACACAAACACCCAUGCACAUGCUUACA